Molecule: messenger RNA, 282 nt
Organism: Drosophila teissieri
Lineage: Eukaryota; Metazoa; Arthropoda; Insecta; Diptera; Drosophilidae
Source: RefSeq, a predicted model, not a curated record
AUGAACAGGAUCCCCGGGAUCCGCAAGAUGUGCGAGAGGCUGCCACAUAAAUUACACUUUAAUUUUGGAGCAUUUUUGGCCACGGCUUAUAAAUCAACCGAGUUCCAGCAAACGCGCCGACGACGACAGCUGGUUGGUUCUCCGCCGGAUUCUCUCCCUCCGGGAGACUCCGGGAGGCUCCUGGUCCUGCGGGCUCUUCCUCAUGGUGCUUGUUCCCCCCGCUCGCCCUUCGAUCCCUUCGCAGCUGAGGGCCAGGCCAGGCCAGGCCACUCGCAAUAUUGA